GCUAUCUGUCCACCUGGUUCCGUUACUCUCGAUGAAGAUUUCUCCCUGAGAGACAAGAUGAUGCUCUCUGUACUGACCUUUCUUGCUGCCACGCUCAGCGUAUCGUACGCUCUUCGUUUUGAUGGACCUCAACCUACAGACCAUGCUGCCUUCGAUCUUCGUGGCUGGUCUCCUCGUCCGACAUCAGGCUUAGAUCAACAGCUCUUUCGACGCGAACAUCAGAAGAGAGAUGUCGCGGGAAGCACUAUCUGUGCAUAUUACAAUAAUGCGCCUUAUCUGACUUGUGAUGGGGGUCAAGUCUGUGCCUACGACGCGGAUGAUUACUACAUGGGUUGCUGCUCAACGGACUCCCAAGGUUCGCUAGUCAGUGACUGUGCGCCUGCGACCAGCUGUAUCGAUUCAUCUCAAACUUCUACUCAAUGCGGGACGACAGCCGACGGGUGCUAUGUCACUGACUGGUAUGUACCUUCACAUGCUACCCCUGGGAACAUAGCUGGCCCAAGAUAAUCGCUGGCGCUGACAAUGAAUGGUAGUGGAGCUUCCCAACUCGAUUGUGCGACUAUCAUGGGCCUAUAUGGGACGCUCACAUACACCUCCCUCACCUGCGAUAUUUCCAGCUACAACAUGACUCUCACACUUAAUGUUCAGUCAACGGAAGCAGCAACGACAGCAGCAGCAGCUACAACAACAGCAGCAGCAACGACAUCUUCUGACAGUAGCACCUCGCCGUCCACAAGCACAUCUGCGACAUCAGCAGCCACGUCCACGACGUCGGAAAGCCCUACAGCUGCCGCGGCGCAGUCGACGUCCACGACUAGUGCUACGCAUGCCCCCAGUCAUACAGGUGCUAUCGUUGGUGGUACUGUAGGCGGUGUAGCCGGCUUGCUUGUUCUUGCCGGGAUAAUUGGCUUCAUUAUCCAUAGGAUUCGCG
This is a messenger RNA of Exophiala viscosa, 931 nucleotides long. RefSeq lists its product as uncharacterized. Lineage: Eukaryota; Fungi; Ascomycota; Eurotiomycetes; Chaetothyriales; Herpotrichiellaceae. Bases 58 to 507 code for a protein of 149 amino acids. The transcript has a single exon. The record is from RefSeq and is a predicted model, not a curated record.